AUGCUCGGUCUUGAAUUUACCGCGACGCGUACGCAGAUCGCAUCCUACCUCUUCGGCGUCGCUCUCUUCAGCAUCAGCUUUCUCGUGUUCCUCAAUAGCUCGAUAUCCUUCGUCAUCACACAGCGCAUUGGCCAGUCGCAAAAUGUAGGCGAUGCGGUUGGCACCCUGGGCUUCGUGGAUGAGUUGGUAGCGCUCAUUGCGUGUCCAGCAUGGGGUUUACUGAGUGACAGGGUUGGCGUGAGGAGUGUUGCGGUCAUGGGGUAUAGUAUUGUAGGUGUUGCGCUAUGGGUUCUCGUGCAGGCGAAGAAUGUGUACCCGCAAUUGUUGCUUGCGAGGGUGCUGUUUAGUCUGGGUGGAAGCGCGACCGCGACUAUGGUCACGGCGAUUCUGCCCUCGAUGACUAUCGUCAAGGAAACCAAACCUGAUCCGCGAUCGCCAACACAAAGUCGCGGUAGAUCGCAUGCGCCGGCUGCUUCAAUAUCGUCCGAACUCACUAUCACGCCCGCGCGUUUCCGAUCGAACUCUCCGGAAGAUCAUACACAAGACACAUCCUUGAAGAAGGACUCGGGCGCAUCCACGUCGCAACUUGCCGGCUUGGUGGGCAUGUUUACAGGAUGCGGUGCCUUAGUCGCAUUGUUCGUUUUCCUACCUCUGCCAACACAAUUCCAAAAUGCUGGCGAGCGUCCCGCAACAGCUGUGGCAGAUGCUUUCUAUGUCGUAGGAGCCAUUGCUCUUCUUGUGGCGCUCGGCUGUUUCUUCGGCCUGCGUCAACUGCCUGGCGAAGAAGCGAAAGGUUGGAAACGCCUUACCAGCAAAGGCGACUACAAAGACGUAGACAGCCAUCUGACACGCGACGUCGUGUUAUCCUACCCGCGUCUCUUUCUGGAAAGCGUUCGCCUUGGUUUCACUUCGCCAAACAUCGGACUCGGCUACGUAGGGGGAUUCGUCGCACGCGCAUCAUCAGUCGCUAUAUCGCUCUUCAUCCCCUUGUUCACAAAUCACUAUUUCCUGCAGACCGGCCGCUGUAAAGUGGAAUCCAACAUUCCUUCUGAUAUCAAAGUCGCUUGUCCCGAAGCAUACAAACUUGCAGCCAUGUUGACGGGCAUCAGCCAACUCAUAGCACUCAUAUCUGCACCCCUCUUCGGUUACCUUUCCGGUCGUUUCCCUCGCUACAACAUCCCUUUGCUGGUAGCAGCUAUGUCUGGAAUUGCAGGCUACUCUGCGUUCGGAUCACUCACAAGCCCGGACUAUAAGAGUGAAGACGGCACAGGUGCGAUCUUCUUCAUCGUGGCGUUACUAGGCAUUAGUCAGAUCGGCGCCAUCGUUUGUUCCCUUGCCUUACUCGGCCGUGGCAUCAACAAUGAUGAACACCCCUCAACAGCCACCUCGGCAUCUGUGUCCGUGAACGGAACAACGUCCCAUCCAUCUGCAGGCGCUACACCGCCACACAGCGCACCCAUCACUCCCUUGGACGAAAACGCUCCUUUGCUUCCAGAGCACAUACACUCCACGCGCUCUGCUUCCGCCUCAAGACGAGUUACAUCGCACAGCCAUAUCAAAGGCUCGAUAGCGGGAACUUAUAGUCUACUGGGUGGCUUUGGUAUCUUACUACUGACUAAAGCCGGUGGCGCGUUGUUUGAUAGCACAGGGCCUGGCGCGCCGUUCUACAUGAUGGCAGGGUUCAAUGCACUGCUUUUCGUGGUUACGAUUGUUGUUAGUGGGCUGCAGGGCGCCAGGAGGUGGAGGACGGUCGUGUGGGGGCCUUAG
Alternaria burnsii is the source of this 1767-nucleotide messenger RNA. Its product is annotated as cytochrome p450. Lineage: Eukaryota; Fungi; Ascomycota; Dothideomycetes; Pleosporales; Pleosporaceae. The transcript has 2 exons. Gene Ontology annotation, molecular function: transmembrane transporter activity. The record is from RefSeq and is a predicted model, not a curated record. Gene Ontology annotation, biological process: transmembrane transport. Bases 1 to 1767 code for a protein of 588 amino acids.